Myotis myotis is the source of this 2115-nucleotide messenger RNA. Its product is annotated as zinc finger protein 615-like. Gene Ontology annotation, biological process: regulation of transcription by RNA polymerase II. Gene Ontology annotation, molecular function: RNA polymerase II cis-regulatory region sequence-specific DNA binding; DNA-binding transcription factor activity. The record is from RefSeq and is a predicted model, not a curated record. Lineage: Eukaryota; Metazoa; Chordata; Mammalia; Chiroptera; Vespertilionidae.
GAGGAGGCUGCGGGGUGGGUAUCAGCAUUUCCAUGACACCCCUGACUGCAGACGGAUUUCUCUACAGAAAUACAGAGCAGACCCCGAACACACCAAGGCAGGGCCUCGCCCUUGCAGCUCUUUUCAGAGAACAGAAGGAAAUGCUCCAGGCUCAGGUACCCCUGACAUUUCACGAUGUGGCCGUGGACUUCACCUGGGAGGAGUGGCAGCUCCUGGACCCCGAGCAGAAGGACCUGUACAGGGACGUGAUGAUGGAGACCUACAGCCACCUGGUGUCAGUGGGGUAUCGAGCCAGCAAACCAGACGCGCUCUCCAAGCUGGAACGAGGGGAAGAAGCGUGGACAGUACAGCAUGGACGCCACUGUCCAGUCUCUCCAGAACUCAGGAAGGUGGAUGAUCUUCUGCAGCAUCACUUGCAAAUCCGAAACCUUCAGAAGAGGGUGGACCGAGGCUGUGAACACAGUAUGUUAGCAGAUGUCGUUAAUCAGAGUGAAGAUCAUUCUCUAUUCAAGCAAAAUUGCAAUGAUAUGUUUGAGAUAAGUGAAAAACCUUUAAAAUCAAAUGAAAAUUUUGAAAGCCAAAAUAGAAGCUCUAACUUAAAGAAUUCUGUGGAGUUGAAGGGAGAUGGACUAUGUAUUCGUCAUGCUGACCAUGAACAAUUUUACACUGAAAUCAUUUUGCCAGUCAGUACCAAACUCAUUAAUAAUCAAUCCUGGGUCAUUCAGCAACAGAACACUCACAAUGUAGAGAAAGCCCAUGGGUGCGUUGGAAGUGGGAAAGCCUUUAUGAAGAUGUCUCAGCUCACUGAUCAUCAGAGAGUUCAUACUAGACAGGAAUUUUAUGGGUGCAGUCUGUGUGGGAGAGCCUUUCUCAGAAAAUCCUGGCUUACUGAACAUCAGAAAAUACACACGGGACUCAAACAGUAUGAAUGUACUGAAUGUGACAAAACCUUCCUCAAGACAUCCCAGUUCAAUAGACAUCAGAAAAUGCACAUGAAAGAGAAACCUUAUACGUGUAGUGAAUGUGGAAAAGCGUUCAUCCAAAAGUCUCGGCUCAUUUAUCAUCAACGAACUCACACAGGAGAGAAGCCCUAUGGUUGCAGUCUGUGUGGAAAAACCUUCUCUACAAAGUUUAAUCUCUCUACACAUCAGAGAACUCACACAGGAGAAAAGCCUUUUUUAUGCAGUGAAUGUGGGAAAGGCUUCUCAUUGAAGCAUUGUCUAAUUGGACAUCAGCGAACGCAUUCUGGAGAGAAACCCUAUGUAUGUGUUGUGUGUGAAAAAGGCUUCACCGUGAAGCAUGAUCUCACUGUACAUCAGCGAAGUCAUACUUCAGAAAAACCAUAUACGUGCAAUGAAUGUGGAAAGGGCUUUAUUGUGAAGAGUCGUCUGAUUGUACAUCAGCGAAUGCACACGGGAGAGAAACCCUAUGUAUGCAGUGAAUGUGGAAAAGGCUUCCCAGUGAAAAUGCAAUUGAUUGUACAUCAACGAACUCAUACAGGAGAGAAACCUUAUGUAUGUAGUGUAUGCUGGAAAGGUUUCACAGCGAAGCAAAAUCUCAUUAGACAUCAGCUGAAACAUACAGGAGAGUAUCCCUGUGUAUGUAAUUUGUGUGGAAAAGGGUUCACCAUGAAGACUGACCUCACUUUACAUCAGCAAACUCAUACUUAAGAGAUUAUGUGCAAUGAAUGUAUGAAAGGCUUCAUUAUGAAAAGUACUAGAGGCCUGGUGCAGGAAUUUGUGCUCAGGUGGGGUCCCUCAGCAUGGUUGGUGAUCAGGGCCGAUCAGGGCUGCGGGAUGUUGGCUGUGGGAGCUCACUGACCACCAGGGCGCAGUCCUGAGUUGAGCAUCUACCCUCUGGUGGUCAGUGCACAUCAUAGCAACCGGUCGUUCAGUUACUUAGGCUUUUCUAUAUAUAGAUUCUAUGUGUACGUGAGCAAAACUCAUGCUACAGAGCAGCCCUCCACACACGUAAUAAUUGUGGCGAAGGCUUUAGGACAGCGGUUCUCAACCUGUGGGUUGCCAACCUGUGGUUCACGACCCCUUUGGGGGUCGAAUGACCCUUUCCCAGGAGUCGCCUAAGACCAUUGGAAAACACAUAUAUAAUUACAUAUUG